Messenger RNA from Brachypodium distachyon (stiff brome), 878 nucleotides. RefSeq lists its product as uncharacterized. The coding region runs from base 208 to 735 and encodes 175 amino acids. The record is from RefSeq and is a predicted model, not a curated record. NCBI's taxonomy places the organism in Eukaryota, Viridiplantae, Streptophyta, Magnoliopsida, Poales, Poaceae. The transcript is spliced from 3 exons.
CAGCAACCAGAAUAAACAAAAACAGAAAUCUGCAACUCACAAUUUGAGAGACAGGGAUAGAUAGACAUCCUUACGUGUGUGUGCACAAUAUACAGCCAUACAGGGGGCGGCAAAACAUUCUCUCCCUGCCUCAGCACCAAAUCUUGUAUUCUUGUUCUUGUUUAUUUGGUGUCCCUUCAACAGCAGCAAACUUCCUUGGCGAAGACCAUGAGACAGGAGAUCAUCAUCCGGAUGCAGCCGGGCUCCUCCGACAAGUGCCACAAGAGAGCCUUGACGGUGGCAGCCGCUGCCAGCGGAGUGGAGUCGAUCGCGGUGGCCGGCAGGGACAAGGACCUUCUGGUGGUGACCGGCGACGGGGUGGACGCCACCAAGCUGACCAAGAAGCUGAAGGAGGAGGUCGGGGAGGCCGAGAUCGUGGAGCUGCGGACGCUAGGCGGCAACAACGGCGCCCCCUCGUCCAAGGACUACAACAUCGCAGCCGCGCAGUACUACUCCCGGUCGCCGUACCCCGGCGUGCUGCCGUCGUCCAGCCCGUCGUCCUACGACUACGGCUACGCGUCGGCCGUGGCAGCUGGGUAUGACUACGGGAGCAGCAGCUACGCGCGCGCGGUGGCGUGCAGCCACCCGGCGAACUACUCCCCGAUGAUCGAGCGGCACGACUACGGCGCUGCGGGCCGGUGGAGCGGAGCGGGGAAGUGUCGCCGCGGAGAGCCCAGCUGCUGCCCGAUAUUGUAACGCUCGUUUAUUUUUAGGACGGAACUAGGGAGUGCUCGUGCAUUUUUAAGGUGACCAGGGUGCACGCCCAAACAUGAAAUAUAGUAAGUCAUAUCACCCUUAUAUAUCUAAAAAAAGUAAGCACGGGUCCCCCUCCAGUUCCA